AUGCCGUACGCGAAAUUAUGGAGCAAAAUACCAGUGACGAUAGCCUUUUCGCUGUUGAUAACAGCUGGUUCAAGCCUACUAGCCGCAACAGCUGAAGAACUUAUAGAGCGCCAGACUGGAAAUAAUCCUUUUUCGGGACAGUUCUGCGACUACACAUCAUUCCAGGCGAGCGUAGUCGGCGACCGGUUACUGAUGUUUGGCGGUAACUUGACGAUAAAUAAGGGAGCAAAUAGUAAAGAGAAGAGAGAGCUAGAGCCCGGGUUCCAGUUCUUUUCGAUGCUCCUAAAUGAAACAUUUCAAGCGACUGCAAGCGUCAGCGAGUACCUUAGGAGGGAACCAGACCCUGCGGCGGAAAAGAGGAUAGCGUCUAUGCGCGAUGGCGGAGCGUAUAGCUACAAUGGAGAUAUAUACUUUUACGGUGGCCAACAGUUGUUCAAUGCUGGAGACGAUGAUCUCAUAUAUAAAUGCACACCUACAUCCCGGGAUAUCGUCUGGAACUCUGCAGCUAUCAACGGGAACGUUAGAAGAACUAUAACGAAGGGUGCCUCGGUUGAUGCCUCCUCUGAAAAUAAAGGGUUCUAUUUCGGAGGACAAAGCAUCAUUGCAAAGGGCUCGGACGAUGCACAGGCAGAUCGGGUGCUCAAUGGCACCUUGUCAAACAAUCUUAUCGUUGUGAGCUUCUCAUCGGGGAAACAGGAGUUUGCGAAUAUAACGGCUUCCGCAAGCAGAUCAAGGCCGCUGACCCAAAGUAACUUAUUAUUUGUGCCUGCGGGAAAAGAAGGCAUCUUGGUUAACCUUGGCGGCGACGAUGGGACUGGCGACGGUGCGUGGGAGGACCUACAAGUCUUUGACAUCGGAUCCUCCACGUGGUUCAACCAGCGAACACGAGGGAAUCUUACAUCAGGCAACUCCAGAUAUCCUGGGCCUGGCACCUGCUCUGUUGUUCAGUCUGAUGGCGAUAACCACUUUAUAUACGUCUAUGGUGGCAGUAACCGUGCGCCUGGUCAAUCCCAACUCGCAAUCCUGACAAUCCCCACCUUCCAGUGGUUUACAGUCUCGAAACGAAGUUACCCUAGCAAAGUCAAUGCGCAGUGUCAGCUCGUGGGAGAACGUCAAAUGUUGAUCCUCGGCGGUCGAAGUUCCAAUGGACGUGGCGACUGUGGUGGGAAUAGCUUUUUAGAAAUAUUGGAUAUCAGUUCCUUGGAUAUCGUUUCCAUUUUCCCAAACAGCAAUCCGUUCACGCCACCGCCGCUCGUCAGAACUGCAUCUAACUCAUCCAACCCUUUAGAUGGGUGGACCGACCCUGAACUCCAGGGACUAUACGAAGUUCAAUACCAAACGUUCGCACAGCGGAACCGAGAAUCCAAGUCAGAAAAGGGUCCCAUAAUCGGGGGUGUAGUUGGUGGAGUUGCCGGAGUAAUAAUCCUUGGUAUAAUCGCUGUUUUUUUUAUCAUGAGAAGCCACCGAAAAAAGAGUACAAGAGACGUGAAGGAAGCCGUGGCAGAAGUUAAGAGGAACAGUGCAGCUCAACCAUUCCUUGGACAUCCAUCUCCAGCCUUCACCUCAGGGGAAUAUCCAAACGCAUACCCACACGGACAUCCACCAAGCCAGUCGUAUAAAGACGACUACAUCGUAGAAGCACCCGCAAACCCGGCCCCUGUGGAACUGCCGCCCUCUACCCCGGCUAUGCGGCCAAUAGAACUUCCAUCCUAG
Molecule: messenger RNA, 1713 nt
Organism: Orbilia oligospora ATCC 24927
Lineage: Eukaryota; Fungi; Ascomycota; Orbiliomycetes; Orbiliales; Orbiliaceae
Exons: 4
Coding region: 1-1713 (570 amino acids)
Molecular function (GO): protein binding
Source: RefSeq, a predicted model, not a curated record